This is a messenger RNA of Cheilinus undulatus (humphead wrasse), 8868 nucleotides long. RefSeq names its product rap guanine nucleotide exchange factor 6. The transcript has 27 exons. Gene Ontology annotation, molecular function: protein binding; guanyl-nucleotide exchange factor activity. The record is from RefSeq and is a predicted model, not a curated record. Gene Ontology annotation, biological process: positive regulation of ERK1 and ERK2 cascade; positive regulation of GTPase activity; Ras protein signal transduction. NCBI's taxonomy places the organism in Eukaryota, Metazoa, Chordata, Actinopteri, Labriformes, Labridae. The coding region runs from base 493 to 5628 and encodes 1711 amino acids. Gene Ontology annotation, cellular component: apical plasma membrane; plasma membrane; endocytic vesicle.
UGUAUGGCCGGAAUCUGUGUAUUGUGCUGUUUUUUUUCUCUGCCUUGCGAGGAUAUUUGUGUAUUCACGGUUUCCUGGAGGAAACUGAGGGCUCAGUGUUUGCUCUGUGCGCGUGUCUGACAGCGAGAGCGAGCGGAGCAGAGCAUGUGAGUAAGAGCGUCAGUAUGCAACGUGUUGAGCAGCUGAACUCUGUCUUGAACUCCUCAGGCUUCAGAGGACAACACUCUCCAAAUCAAAGACAAAAAGAAGACCAUCUCCUGAUUUUUCUCCCCACUAUUUGUGUUUAUCUAAUGUGGUUUGUUCCUGUUGUUCUUUCUGGAUUCUUGCCCCAGAGGAUGUAGCGUGUCGGGAUCCCUCAGGAUUUUGGACUUUUUCUUUUGGUUGCAACAUAUUUACUGGACUCAUCUGAAGAAGUGCUUCCCCGCUGUUUCCCUUCCUUCCAUUGGAAUUUCCUGCUUUUAUGUGUUGCUUUGUGCCCGUCGCCGUGUCCAGAUGAGUGUGCUCCGCUGGCACCGGCUCUCUUCCCUGUGGAAGAACUGGAUGUUCAACCAGGAGCCAGCAGAGGUGCAGGGCCACAUCUCGGAAACAUCAGAGCCAUGUACAAAGGAACAAAAUUCAAACUUAAGAGACUCUGAAUACCAAAAUUUGGAUUAUAAGAACCAGAAACAAGAACCUGAGAACCAAAUCUUGGAAUUUACAGAUAUAAACUUAGUUGUUAAGGUCAAGAAGUCUGACCUUCUGAAACGUAGCUGUUCUGAGCCGAGCUCCUCGGUCUCAAACAGUGAGGAUCAGUCUUCUGGCUGUCCCCACAGCCCUGAAGCUUGUGGGUGCAAAUCCCGCAGACGGUGCUGUUCUGAGGAGGGUGUUGAUUGUGUGUUGCAGGUGGAUAACAGCAGCGAAGGGGACGACAGUUUUCUGCAAAGGGAGGGAUCCCAACGUAGGUCCAGAAGGCGCUUCAGGAGGGUCAACCCACGGGGGGAGCGGGAACUCAUCACAGACGGACAGGAGCCCGCCAGCUACAGCACGGAUUAUGUCAACAACCAGCUUCCUGCUGACCUCAAUAAGAUGCACCUAACAGACCACGCCCAUCAGCAGGUGAUGCAUGUGCCUCCAAGCCAAUCAGGAUGCAGCAUUGCGAGUGACUCUGGGAGCAGCAGUCUGUCAGAUAUUUAUCAGGCCACAGAGAGCGAGCUGGGAGAUGUCGACCUGUCAGGACUUCCAGAAGCCGCAGUGGACAGUGAGGAAGAGGAGGAGGAAGAUGAGGACCUGGAAAGGGCUUCAGACACACUUCUUGGCAGAGAUCUUGUCCGAGAGUGUCUAGAGAAAGACCCAGUAGACCGCAAUGAUGAUGACAUUGAGCAACUGUUGGAGUUCAUGCACCAGCUGCCAGCGUUUGCCAAUAUGACCAUGUCUGUGCGCAGAGACCUGUGCAGCGUCAUGGUGUUCGAGGUGGUGGAGCAGGCUGGCACAGUCAUACUGCAGCACAAACAGGAGCUGGACCUCUGGUAUGUUAUCCUGAACGGGGCUGUGGAGAUCAGCCACCCUGAGGGGAGAACAGAGACCCUCUGCAUGGGCAACAGUUUUGGCAUCUCACCCUCGCUGGAUAAACAGUACAUGAACGGAGAGGUUCGCACCAAGGGGGACGACUGCCAGUUUGUGUGCAUCGCCCAGGAGGACUACUGGAGGAUCCUCAACCAUGUGGAGAAGAACACACACAAGGUGGAGGAGGAGGGGGAGAUUGUGAUGGUGAAGGAGCACCGAGAGCUUGACCGCAGUGGGACCAGAAAGGGACACAUUGUCAUCAAGGGAACCCCUGAGCGUUUGAUCAUGCAUCUGGUGGAGGAGCCCUCAGUGGUGGACCCCACCUACAUCGAAGACUUCCUGCUGACCUACAGGACCUUCCUGUCAAAUCCAAUGGAUGUCGGCAAGAAGCUGCUGGAGUGGUUCCAGAUGGACAGUCUUCGGGACACGGUUACAAGAAUAGUGCUGCUCUGGGUCAACAACCACUUCAACGACUUUGAGGGUGACCCAGCUAUGACGCACUUCCUGGAAGACUUUGAGAAACAUCUAGAAAUGGCUAAAAUGAAGGGCCAUUUGCGGCUGCUGAACAUAGCAUGUGCAGCCAAAGCUAAGUGGAGACAGAUCACACUGCAGAAGGCAUCCAGGGAAACGCCACUGUACUUCAGCGUGCAGGGCGGUAGCGAGAGAGGAUUCGGAAUCUUUGUUGAGUCGGUGGAACCGGCGAGCAAGGCUGCAGAGGCCGGGCUUAAACGAGGAGAUCAGAUUAUGGAGAUCAAUGGUCAAAACUUUGAGAACAUCUCCAUUACUAAAGCUGUUGACAUCCUCAGAAAUAACACACACCUCUCUCUCACCGUCAAAACCAACAUAUUUGUCUUUAAAGAGCUCCUCAGCAGGAUUGUGCAUGAGAAGAAGAACGGUGGUCCUCAUAUUCCAAAAAUCCAGGAGAAAAAAGGCAACCGCUUCUCCAUCCCUGACCUUCCUGGAGACAUGGAGUUUGCCACGGACCACAAGAGCACCAGGAAAAUGAAAGCGAACACGGUGUCAGGAGGGCGAAACAAGAUCAGGAAGAUGCUGGAGAAGACACGCUUCAGUAUACUACCGCCCAAACCAUUCAGUGAUGGUGGGAUGGGUCAGUCUCAGGAUGACAGCAUUGUAGGUACCAAGCAGUGUCGUCACAGUGUGGCCAUCAUGCCGAUCCCUGGGAAUCUGUCGUCCAGCAGCCCUGAUCUGCUGCAGCCAGCAACCAGCGUCCUUGACUUCUCAAAUCCUGCAGACAUCCCUGACCAGGUGAUACGGGUGUUCAAGGCUGACCAGCAGAGCUGCUACAUCAUCAUCAGUAAGGACACUACUGCUAAGGAUGUGGUUGCCCACGCUGUCAACGAGUUUGGACUUAUCGCAGCAUCCGAGACAUACUCACUGUGUGAGGUGUCGGUCAGUCCUGAAGGAGUCAUAAAACAGCGACGCCUGCCUGAUCAGCUAUCCAAACUGGCUGAUCGGAUUCAGCUCAACGGCAGGUACUACCUGAAGAACAACAUGGAGACAGAGACGUUAUGUUCAGACGACGAUGCUCAGGAUCUCCUCAGGGAGAGCCAGAUCUCUCUACUGCAGCUCAGCACCAUGGAGGUCGCUGCCCAGCUCUCCAUGAGAGACUUUGAGCUUUUCAGGAACAUUGAGUCCACAGAGUAUGUGGAUGACUUGUUUAAAAUUGACACCUCAAUGGGAAGUGGUAAUCUCAAACAGUUUGAGGAGGUGAUAAACCAAGAGACCUUCUGGGUGGCCACCGAGAUCCUGAGGGAGCCAAACGCUCUGAAGAGGAUGAAGACCAUCAAACACUUUAUCAAGAUUGCCCUGCACUGUCGGGAGUGCAAGAAUUUCAACUCCAUGUUUGCUAUUAUCAGUGGUCUGAACUUGGCACCGGUGGCUCGGCUGCGGAGCUCGUGGGAGAAACUUCCCAGCAAGUACGAGAAGCUGUUUGGAGACCUGCAGGAUGUCUUCGACCCGUCUAGGAACAUGGCCAAGUACAGAAAUAUCCUGAGCAGCCAAAGCAUGCAGCCGCCCAUCAUCCCACUGUUCCCUGUGGUCAAGAAAGAUCUCACCUUCUUACAUGAAGGCAAUGACUCCAGCGUUGAUGGUCUUGUGAACUUUGAGAAGCUGAGGAUGAUUGCAAAGGAGAUCAGACAUGUGGUGCGGUUGACGUCGGCCAACAUGGACCCUGCCCUCAUGUUCAGACAAAGGAAGAAGAGGUGGAAGAGUUUAGGGUCUCUGAGUCAGGGUAGCACCAACUCCAACAUGCUCGACGUGCAGGGCGGUGCCCAUAAGAAGCGAGUUCGUCGCAGUUCACUCCUCAAUGCUAAGAAGCUCUAUGAGGAUGCUCAGAUGGCUAGGAAGGUGAAGCAGUACCUGUCCAACCUGACGGUGGAGACGGAUGAGGAGAAACAUCAAAUCAUGUCCCUGCAAUGUGAGCCGUCCUACAGCACCUUAUCAAAGAACUUGAGUGAGAGACGAUCCACAAAGUCUGACAUGUCCCCGGUGUCUCUGCGAUCAGCUCUGCCUUCUGGGAAAACUCAAAACAGGGUUUCACAAGUCCUCCAGGUCCAGGUCCCACUGAACCCUCUACGAAAGAGGAGCACUGCCAAGGACAUCGGUGCUCCUAACUCUAACUCUCCCCAGGUGGUGAAGAAACCUCCAGUGACCUCGUCAGAGGACUGGAGCACCAAGAGGCCAUCUGAUGACACCGUCUCCACCAUCUCGUCUCUUCACUCCAGCCCCACAGUGUCGCCACAGGGCUCCCCACGCAAAGUGGGGGGAGUGGCCAAAUCCCAGAACUCCAGCCAGAUGAACUUGUCCGGAUCUUCUUCGUCACUUACGAGCGAAGCCAGCACAAAGGCCGGCAACGUCAACUUGCGCAGCUACGGCAUAGGUUACACGCUCCUCCCAGUUGGUAAAGCAGACAACCUAUCAGACUCAAGCCACAGCGAGAUCUCAUCUCGCUCCAGUAUCUGUUCAGUUGACUCAGUGCCAGCUCCAGGACUUGACGACCGGUGUAGCAGCAUCAACAGGACCUGUACUGCUGCGUCUAGUAAUACGACAGCUACCACCACAAUAUCUAUUGCAGUUCCUGAGAGCACAGCAGCAACGCACUUAAACACUGAAUACAACCAGCCAAGCACAAGCAGUUCCUCAUCAUUAGCCCGAGGAUACGUAACACGGGCCUCCACUUUCACCUCCUCCACCUCUACAGAGGAGCUGACCCCAGACCACACCUCUCUUGACUCUGUGGCCGACAGCGGCCGGGGCAGCUGGACGUCCUGCUCUUCCAACUCCCACGACUCCUUCCAGAGCCUGCCCACCUCCUCCUGCCGGCCCUGGGACCACGGUAUCCACGGACAUCCACUCUCCCUCCCGCACACGCACCUGGGCGGCUUCAAGCACACGCAGCUGGGAGGACCGAUAGCCGAGGUGGACGGUGCUGCAGCAGCUCACACCUGGGCUAGCGAGGACUCUUCUGUAAAGCAUCACUCCAGAGACUCCAGCUCGGAUCUGUCCAAUCAGUCGCGGCAGAGCUGGGCGUCGUCCAGCUCACUGUCAGACACCUAUGAGGGGAAUUAUGGGACUAUAAAGCGGAGAAACACGGCGGAGAACCCCUCCUCGCCCACCAAUGAGGAAGGAGGGCAAAGCACAGACCCUGUCUACAAAACGGUGACGUCAAGCACAGAGAAGGGCCUGAUAGUGUACUGUAUCACUUCCCCUGCCAAGGAUGAGCGUUAUCGAGCUCCCCCUCCCACCCCUCCAGGCUACCAGGGUCUGGCUCUAGGGGAUCUGGGCCUCACAGACGGAGUAGUAGGAGGGCCAGGAGGUCUCGUCCCCAGGCCUCCUCACCUCAGACCUCCGGACUACAGUGUGGCGCUGCAGAGGAGCAAACUCAUGCAGAGCCCCGGAGCAGCAGGCAGUUUGGCUGAGGCUCGGAGGCUGGCUGCUAAUCAUCACCUCCAACAAGAAGGCCAGACUGCUGGCUCUACUCAGGGCCACUCCAGACCACCCAGCAUCUGCCUCCCAGCACAGGAGCUGGCCGACAGUGAGGAUGAUGAACAAGUGUCAGCGGUGUAGAGAGACUAACGUCACACUCACACAUGGACCAAGCAUGUUGAUCAGGCUUUGGACUGAACAAGCAGCCUGUCAUCAGAGCACAUUUCCCCCCUUGUGGACCAUAAUGCACCUCUGUAGACCCACACAGGGCCAGUGUGACCUCUCUCCACCUUCAAGGACUCGUACAAUCAUCUCUUUUUUAACUCAUUUCACAAAGCAAAGGACAAAUGGAAGAUUUUAGACACUUUUUAAGAACUUUUUAAGGAAGCUGGUUGACUAGCAUUAAAAAACAAAUAAAAGAAGGAAGAUAACAAUGUCUCAUGAGAAGAGGAAGUCAGCUUCCUUGGAAACAGACCACCUUUUACCUCCAUUUUGCACUCCAGGCUCUCUUGUCUAAAGCUGCUUUGCUUUUUUUCCCCUUUCUUUUAGCAGCCUGAGCUUUACAAUGUUUGAAAUGGGUUAGCGUGAGGAGCAAACAAAGGGAUUGAAAACUUUAGGGCAUAAUAUAAAAAUUACGACAAAGACUCAUCUGGAUUUUUUUUCUUGUUAUACUGACUUAUUUCGUUAUUGUUUGAUGUCAGCUCAGAAUAGAUAAAUGUCAAUUUAUGAGAGACAAGAAAAACUAUCAGCUUAUUAGACUGUGGCACUAAUAAAUCACAUCAAGCCAUUUUCCAUGCAACUCACCCCAAAUACAUAGAAAAUAAAGCAGAAAACUAUAUUCAUUUGUAGCAAAACUUAAACAUUUGACUGAAUUUAGGUCAAGAUAUCCACAUAAAGUCCCUUAAUAUGGUAUAUCUAAAAGAGAGAUUUGACUCUGAAGUAGCAGAGCACGCUUGUUUGUUUGUGUUGACCACUUAUUUUAGCUUUAUACAAAAAAGAGACGAGCAGCGUCUCUGUGGCAGUUCAGCGUUUCUGCCACCUGGCCGCCUCUCUUAUUGCUCGUUCAGUCUGACGCGAGGUACUUUAGCGGCAUGCUGCCUCCUGGAUGUUCUAUAAAAAAUUGUAUUAUAACUCGUUUUUAAUGAGCUGAAGAACAAAUGCCUCGCUGCUUCCUGUAGAGUAAAACGUCGUUACUGCAGCAGCUAUCAUAAAACAAUAAAUUAGCACUGUGUGGUCACACAGCGUGCAUGCAUACACACACAAACACCACAAGAUAAAUGACAGUGUUUACACCCACGCUUACACAUUUUGUUUACAGUGUUUAUUAGACUAGUUGUCUAUUGAUUUACAAGCUGCAUUGUUUAAGCAUAAUGCUCGGGUUUUAUUUGACCUUGUAAAUUUGUUUAUAAUGCAGCAGGAAUGUGAGAUGCAGCAUAAAAAUUGUGUGCUCACAGUGUACCUCUCAUAUCGUUGCUUUUUAAAGCAACAAAACAAGUCGACAGAAAAUGUAUUUUAACGCCAGGCUUGCAUCUCCUCUCCAUGUGCAUAGUACAUUUUGUAGAAUAUUUAAAGGAUUUGCUUGAAAAAUGUUUAUUUGUAUUGAAAACAGAAGAAAAUUUGUACAUUCUGAGAAAUGUUUGGGGAACAUUGUGUCUAUCUGCGGUGCAGCAGGGGUGUAACUGGAAUUUUCUCUCCUCCUUGUCUGUCUCGCGCUUUGUGAUGCUUCUUUUGUUUUGCCACACAAAGACUUGAAACGAUUGAUGCUAAUAUAUACAUGGCAUAUAUAUGAAUUUAUACAUAUAUUUUUUGUUUCUUUGCCGUAAAUUAAUAUGAACUGAUCAUGUAUAGAUGAGAAAAGAGAGUCCUCUAUAAAGGCUAUUUUUGAAUAUUUUGUUAUAAGAAAUAACCCAAGGUUGUGAUUGCCCUGUGUCUGUCUUCGGGCAGGAGUCUUUUAAGGAAUUUCUUCUAGCUUUUCUGUUUUUGUAAAUUGUUUUCUCCCCUCACACUCACUGUUGUUGGUGCUAUUUCUGCUCUGUUUAUAAUCGUAAUUGCUGCUGUGUUUUGGGGUAUGACUGUUUGUGUGCGUGUGUUGUGGAAUGAUAUCUGAGAGGGUGGAAUCAACAUAGCUAUUUCUUUUUAAUCCCAUUUUGAUUCAGCACAUAAGGACAGGCUCAGAAGUAAUUUUCAAUAAUAGCUUCUUCACAGUUUGCAGCUUUGAUUGCUCCUAGCUGCAGAACGCUUGGGCCCCUGUGGGUCCCUUGGUUUUAUGGCACAAGGCAAUCUUAAUCAAACUCAGACUGGAUGAUUGAGAGGAGUUUUUGAUGGCAUUAUGACUCAGUCUGUUUGAGUUUAACACAACAAGCCCUGCCAUGAUGCCACGUCUGUUAUCUAGUCUCUCUGCUCAUCUCUGUCAGCCCAGUGGGACUUUAUUUCUCCUUGCUGUACUCGUCUGAUGGAUUUCACAAAACCCACUGUGACCUUCACCCUAGUCUCUUUCUCUUUUUCAUAACGUUAGAGUUGUUGAUACAGCUGGAGUUAGAAACUGACAAUUCUUUUACUUUUUUUGCACAACUGAACUCCUCAGAUUCUUUACCAUAAAUCAGUAUUAAUGUUGAAAAUAGCGAAUAAAAGCUGCCUCUAAUAUCAUAAAUGGCACUGAAAACAAGUGUGUGUUUUUGCCUGCUUUGAAAUGUUUGAAUGAGAUUGAAACAUCUACAGAUUUUACUUUUGUGCACAGAGUUGAAACUAGAUGGAAGGAAAUUUCCCUCUUAUGCACUCUGUUAGCAGUGAAAGAAGCUGUUUUCCUUCUUUUCCUUUUGCUUUUAUCAUUUAGGGCUACAUAAUGUUCCUCAGACAUGUUUGUUUUCAUGGAGGCUCUGGCAGUGAGCAGCACUGUGAACACAACUCGUCAGUGUUUUUUUUUUUUUUUUUACAUAAAACUAGAGAGGAUGAACUUUUCCUCCCUCAUAGCAUUUUGAAAAUACCUGCCUGAUUUUAUUAUCCCCUCCCCAUCCUGCCCUUUUACCUUGAAUGCAAUAAGAGGGAUGUGAAUGUGUUUAAUUAUUUGGACAUCUUUUGGCAUUACAGCAGAAAUGCACAACAAUAAGCUUAAAUGUGGUGAGUGUGCUGCACAAUCUGUACAAAGAGGUAUUAUUAACUUGGUCUGUGGCUUAAAGUUUGCUUCACACUUCUCAUAGCUGUUGUAACUUAUGUCUUUUAGAAAGACAACAUGAUUUUGCUUGUAUGCUUUUUAUGUAUUUUUUACGAGUGAUUGUAAAUAGUUGUUAUAUUUUUGUUUAAGAGAAUGUUUAAAAGGAAAAAAUAACUUUUAUUUCUCCAAGUCUACUGAUAUGAAUUUGGACAAUGAAUAAAAAAUGUAAA